This is a messenger RNA of Erythranthe guttata (spotted monkey flower), 928 nucleotides long. RefSeq lists its product as uncharacterized. NCBI's taxonomy places the organism in Eukaryota, Viridiplantae, Streptophyta, Magnoliopsida, Lamiales, Phrymaceae. The record is from RefSeq and is a predicted model, not a curated record.
AUUUUUCCAUAAUUACAUUCAUCCCCUGCAAUUUUAAGAUUUCUCAUAUUAGCACCAUGUAGUAGGGGGUAAACGUAACAAAUUUACAAACUUCAGGGUCUAGAUGUAAUUUAUAAAACAUAAAAGGUUCGUUUUGCAAAUAAGUUAACGAAUACAAAACGACACCUGCUUAAACUAUCCGCUGCUGUAGAACAAGUGAAAAAAAUCUACACCCAUUAAAUUAAAUCGAGAAAAAAUGGGAAGCUACGUGCAAAUUCUCUACUGUUGGAAGAACCCCACGUUCGUUUGUUCUUCGUUCUUGAACAAAGAUUACAACUUUCAGACAAAGAAUCAGUGCGGCGGCAACCUCAAUUACUUGGUCGGCGAAACUGAAAUCAGAAGCAAAAGAAGAUUAUUCAGAAGAGAUAAGGGCAAAGAAGGGAUUUUUGUUUGCCGUGGUGGGUUUAUGCUGACGUGGGAGCCGAAUCUUGAUUCUCCCGCCAUAGCUACACAGCUCUCUGCUUUCUCUCUCUUACCUUAUCUGGGUUUCUUGUAUUUCAUCACCAAAUCCAAUUCUGCCCCUAAACUCACUCUAUUUGGUUUCUACUUCUUGCUUGCCUUCGUCUGUGGCGCAAUACCAGCAGGAAUCUAUGCAAAAGUGCACUACCUAAAAUCGUUGGCCAAUGUCGACUGGUUGCACGGUGGAGCUGAGUCACUCCUUAUGCUUACAAACCUAUUCAUCGUAGUUGGACUCAGAGAAGGUAUUCGAGAAGCCGAGGGCAAAGACGUAAAUAAAUUAAAUGUCACUUCCGAAUUCACAGAGGAAGAAGACCGCUCGUAAAUCAUAGGUGAUAAAUACUCAUAUGUUGUUUGUAAAGAUCUUCAUGAAUGAAAAACGACGGUUAAUCAUAUUGUUCGUAAUAUAGCGCUCUUCAUUCAUUUCAUCGUC